Messenger RNA from Coregonus sp. 'balchen', 4222 nucleotides. NCBI's taxonomy places the organism in Eukaryota, Metazoa, Chordata, Actinopteri, Salmoniformes, Salmonidae. The record is from the annotation of a GenBank genome assembly.
AUGCCUGCUGGGCCACUGCUAGGGCUGUGGUUCAUCUACCUGCCCACCUUUGUGCGGGCGGAGAGUGCCAAGGUGCGUGCCUUGCAAACGGCCUACGAGGUGCUCAAGCACAUGGAGACCAGGAAGGUGGUACUACCGGAUGAGGUGUGUUACAGGAUCCUGAUGCAGCUGUGUGGGCAGUACGGGCAGCCUGUGCUCGCUGUUAGGGUACUUCUGGAGAUGAAGAAAGCUGGGAUCACACCCAACACCAUCACCUAUGCAUACUACAACAAGGUGAGCCAUUAUUUACAUGAAUUAAAAAAUGAGUUGAACCACGUCUGUGAUCCCAUCUGUAGUGUUGUAUUUUUUCUUUCAAUAUUGACUCACCUCUGGCUCUGCCGUCUCUCCUCAGGCAGUGCUGGAGAGCAAGUGGCCCUCUACCAAUCAGGGUGGCCGUCUGCGCUGGGCCAAGUUGCGUAACGUUCUGAUGGCCGUGGCGCAGUUCAGACAGCCAAUCAGACAACGGCAGAAGAGUGGUUCAGUAGGCUCGCGGACAGGUCAGGACAGGACAUAUUUACAUGUUGUUGUUUUUUACUAUUGUUUGUAACAAUAAAUGGUAAUUGAGCCUAAUAUGCAUGGUUUUAAACAAAAUCAUUAUAUAUGUAAAAACAUAGAGGUGAAACAUGUUUUGUCUUUUUAAAAAGAUGUUACAAUGGACAGUAACCAACGGUCCCGCCCACAAUAUAACUUGAUUCGUCAAUCCAGCUGGAGUGGCCUGAGUGAAAGCUCCAGCCACGAAUCGCUGACGGGGUCUAUGGUGAAGAGCAACAGCCUAAACAGCAUGAGAGGCUCAAAAGACAGUGAGUGACAUAUAUCUAUUAUAUGGUAAUAGCACUGUAAUUGGAAUGUUAUAUAAUGUUUAAUAUAACAUAACACUCUCAUCAAACAACUGUGUCUAAUGUUUGGGAACCACCCUCCUAACAAUUUCCACCCCACAGAGUCUAAGCUCUCAAGGAAGGCGGUGCUCCGGAACGCAGGUGCCAAUGGCUGCAGCGACCCUGCCUCCCGUAAGCCCCCCGUGGGGACACGAGACACCUCCACCCCUUCUCCCUUUCCCCCUGGUGGUGUCCUGGUGCGCCGCGACCAGGUGUGCCUUUCCACCUUUUACAAAGACUGUGCUGAGGCGGCCGACUCUGAGCCCGACUUCAGCUGCCAGCCUGGGGAGAGAGACGGCAGGUGAGGGGGUGGAGAAGCUUGGGCUGAUAUGUUCUGGUAUGUGUUGGGAUUACAGUUGAAAUAUCACUCUGAUAUACUAUAAGAGUAUGUCUCCCAUUCCUCUGUUCUCAAUGUAGGCCACCUGGGCCUAGAGACACUGUGAACCGCAAGGCCGUGGAUGAGAACUACAACAAUGUGUCACCGCCGAGUCAAGGCAGCCUGGCGGGGAAACUACAGCAGCUGCUCACGCCUACUCGCCAUAGAGUCUCGGGGCGGCGGGCCGCCAGUGUAGACGCCCGGCGCACGGGGGGAGAAAAUGGGACGGUGCGCAGGGUGUCGGAACAGAGACAAUCCCGAAAAGCUCCGGUGGCUGAGAGCCUCCUGAAGGCUAAGGAGAGGCUCUACAAUGCUACCUCUGAGGUGAGGGAACAACGUGGGUUGUUGUAGCUUAUAGUCUAACUAUACUGUAUUGGCCAACUGAUUUAGUUUACUGGGGUGAAUGUAUUUGCAGAUGUAGGGAGAAAUAUUAAACCUGUCAAAACAUGCUUAAUGUUCCCACAUCGUUUCCCUCUGUAGAGUUCUCUGUCGGUGGGGAGUGACAUUGACCUGCCUGACACCACCAAUUUGGCCUUUCCUCUCCGCAAGUCCUGGGACACCAACCAAGGGGGAGCGGGACUAGAGGUGUUGAUGUCGAGCUGCUCCCUGUGUCGGAGCUGUAACUCCCUGGUCUAUGACGAGGAGAUUAUGGCCGGGUGGACGUCUGACGACUCCAACCUCAACUCCAGCUGUCCCUUCUGCUCGACCACCUUUGUCCCCCUUCUCAACGCUGAGAUCUGUGACCUAGGACCCGUCAGCAGGUAGGACUACUCCUCUCAUCAUAACAUCACCCUCAAAUUGAAGUGCGUCCCAAAUGGCACCCUAUUCCCUAUAUAGUGCACUACUUUUGACCAGGGCCCAUAGAAGUCAAAACAAUCCCUUCAUUUUGACUCCUAUUUAUAUUCAAUCUGUCUAUUCAGGGCCAUAUACAGUCCUUACCAUACAGUGGGGGAAAAAAGUAUUUAGUCAGCCACCAAUUGUGCAAGUUCUCCCACUUAAAAAGAUGAGAGAGGCCUGUAAUUUUCAUCAUAGGUACACGUCAACUAUGACAGACAAAUUGAGAAAGAAAAUCCAGAAAAUCACAUUGUAGGAUUUUUUAUGAAUUUAUUUGCAAUUAUGGUGGAAAAUAAGUAUUUGGUCAAUAACAAAAGUUCUCAAUACUUUGUUAUAUACCCUUUGUUGGCAAUGACACAGGUCAAACGUUUUUCUGUAAGUCUUCACAAGGUUUUCACACACUGUUUGCUGGUAUUUUGGCCCAAUCCUCCAUGCAGAUCUCCUCUAGAGCAGUGUUUUUUUUGGGGCUUUUCCGCGGGCAACCCAGAUUUUCCCAACUCCCCAAAGAUUUUCUAUGGGGUUGAAAAUUUGGGAAAAAGGGGCUAGGCCACCCCGGGAAUUUUAAAAUUUUCCUUAUUUACAAAGGGCCACUCCUUGUUGCCCGGGCGGGGGGUUUUUUGGGAUCAUUGUCAUGUUUGAAAAAACCCAGCCCCCUUUCCACCCUUCAACCCCUUGUGUUUGGAAGGGGGUUUUUAAUAAAAAUUUCUCACGAUCAUGGCCCCAUUCAUUUUUUCCUUUUACCCCGGACAUUGUCCUGGCCCCUUUGCAAAAAAACACCCCCAAAGCAUGAUUUUUUUCCCCCCCGGGCUUCACAGUAGGGUUGGGUUUUUUUGGGUUUGGAAAAACCUAGCUUUCCCUUUGUCCUCCAAACACCGACGAUUUUAAAAUUUUUUCCAAAAAGUUAUUUUUUGGGGUUUCAUCGCCCUUUUAGGGACAUUCUCCCAACCCUCUUCGGGAUCAUCCAAAUGCACUCUAGAAAACAACAGAGGGGCCGGGGCCCAUGUAUUUGGCUUAAGCGGGGGGAAAACCGCUGGAAAGGGCGGGUUUUGAGUCCCUGGCGGCGUAUUUUUUAAAUGAUGGUAGGUUUGUUUUUUUUGGUUUCCCAGCUCUUUUCAGGCCCAUUCACUGGGGGUCCCCCGGUGGUUUUGGGUUUUUUGUCACCGUUUUGUGAUCAUUUUGACCCCACGGGGUGAGAUUUUUGGGGGGAGCCCCAAUUAGGGGGGAUUAUCAGUGGUUUUGGGAUGUCUUCCCAUUUCCUAAAAAUUUUGCUCCCACAUUUUGUUUCCCUUCAAACCAAGCUGCUUCCCCAUUGCAGAUUAGUUCUUUUUCCCCAGCCUGGGGGCGGGGUCUAAAAUUUUUUUUCGGGGUGCCCUUUUGGGACAGCCUUUGGUCUUGGCCAUAGUGGAUUUUGGAGUGGGACUGUUUGAGGUUGGGGAAAGGGGGGUUUUUUUUAAAAUAAAUAAAAAAUUCAAACAGGUGCCUUUAAAUCGGGGGAAACGAGUGGGGGACAAAGGACCCCCUUAAAAGAAAAAUUUUUCUUUAAGGCCCUGUGAGACCCCAGAAAUUUGCUUUUUUGUAGGUGCCCCAAAUACUUUUUUUCCACCAUAAUUUCCCAAAUAACUUCAAAAAAAAUUUAACAAGGGUUUUUUCUGGAGAGAAAAAAAUCUAAAUUUUGGUCGUCAUAGUUGAGGGGUUUUACCUAUGAUAAAAUUACGGGCCUCUUCAAUCCUUUUUUUAAAUGGAAACUUGCAAAAAUUUGGUUUUGGCUACAAAAUAUUUUUUUCCCCCACUGAAAUUUUUUUGGGAAAGUAAAGGGCUACGGUUUUUACUGUCUAAAUCCAUUGUUUGAAGACUUUUUAAUGUAUGGGGACUGUAGGGUAGGUGAGGACUAAAAUGUAGGGUUGAGGACUGUUGAUUUUUUAAAAACUAAUGAACGUUUAGCCCUUUUGUCACCCAACCCCUUCUUUUUUGACUCCCCAAAAAAAAGGGGCUCACCCCCGCCUGGAGGGGUUCCCAACUGGAACACGGGGAGGAGGGGAGAGUGCCCCAAAGCCCCCCUGGGGGCCAGGAGGCCACCCGGGGUUCACAACGGUUUUAG